Messenger RNA from Prionailurus viverrinus (fishing cat), 9015 nucleotides. RefSeq names its product microtubule associated protein 1B (gene MAP1B). The transcript is spliced from 7 exons. Gene Ontology annotation, cellular component: microtubule; cytosol; microtubule associated complex. Gene Ontology annotation, molecular function: microtubule binding; actin binding. The record is from RefSeq and is a predicted model, not a curated record. Gene Ontology annotation, biological process: dendrite development; microtubule cytoskeleton organization; regulation of microtubule depolymerization. The coding region runs from base 95 to 7510 and encodes 2471 amino acids. NCBI's taxonomy places the organism in Eukaryota, Metazoa, Chordata, Mammalia, Carnivora, Felidae.
GAGACAGCACCUUCGGAGAUAAUCCUUUCUCCUGCCGCAGAGGAGAGGAGCGGCGGGAGCGGGACACUUCGCCGAGGCAUAGCGGGCCGGCAGGAUGGCGACCGUGGUGGUGGAAGCCGCCGAGCCGGAGCCGUCCGGCAGCAUUGCCAACCCGGCGGCAUCCACCUCGCCCAGCCUGUCGCAUCGCUUCCUCGACAGCAAGUUCUACCUGCUGGUGGUCGUCGGCGAAAUCGUGACCGAAGAGCACCUACGGCGCGCCAUCGGCAACAUCGAACUCGGAAUCCGAUCAUGGGACACAAACCUGAUUGAAUGCAACCUGGACCAAGAACUGAAACUUUUUGUGUCUCGACACUCUGCAAGAUUCUCUCCUGAAGUCCCAGGACAAAAGAUCCUUCAUCACCGAAGUGACGUUUUAGAAACAGUGGUCCUGAUCAACCCUUCAGAUGAAGCAGUCAGCACUGAGGUGCGCUUAAUGAUCACUGAUGCUGCUCGACACAAGCUGCUCGUGCUGACAGGACAGUGCUUUGAAAAUACCGGAGAGCUCAUUCUCCAGUCCGGCUCUUUCUCCUUCCAGAAUUUCAUAGAGAUUUUCACCGAUCAAGAGAUUGGGGAAUUACUGAGUACCACCCAUCCUGCCAACAAAGCCAGCUUAACCCUGUUCUGUCCUGAAGAAGGGGACUGGAAGAACUCCAAUCUUGACAGACACAAUCUCCAAGACUUCAUCAAUAUUAAACUCAACUCAGCUUCUAUAUUGCCAGAAAUGGAAGGACUUUCCGAGUUUACUGAGUAUCUCUCAGAAUCAGUGGAAGUCCCAUCUCCCUUUGAUAUCCUAGAACCUCCCACAUCGGGUGGAUUUCUAAAGCUCUCCAAGCCUUGUUGUUACAUUUUUCCAGGAGGGAGGGGCGAUUCUGCAUUGUUUGCCGUGAAUGGAUUCAAUAUGCUCAUCAAUGGAGGAUCGGAAAGGAAAUCCUGCUUUUGGAAGCUCAUCCGACACUUGGACAGAGUGGACUCCAUCCUACUCACCCACAUUGGGGAUGACAAUUUGCCUGGAAUAAACAGCAUGCUACAGCGGAAAAUUGCAGAGCUCGAGGAGGAACAGUCCCAGGGCUCCACCACAAAUAGUGACUGGAUGAAAAACCUCAUCUCCCCUGACUUGGGAGUUGUAUUUCUCAAUGUACCUGAAAAUCUGAAAAACCCAGAGCCAAACAUCAAGAUGAAGAGAAGCAUAGAAGAAGCUUGCUUCACUCUCCAGUACCUAAAUAAAUUGUCCAUGAAACCAGAACCUCUCUUCAGAAGUGUAGGCAAUACCAUUGAUCCUGUCAUUCUUUUCCAAAAAAUGGGAGUUGGUAAACUUGAGAUGUAUGUGCUCAAUCCAGUUAAGAACAGCAAGGAAAUGCUGUAUUUUAUGCAGCAGUGGACUGGCACCAACAAAGACAAGGCUGAACUAAUCCUGCCUAAUGGUCAAGAAAUAGAUAUCCCAAUUUCCUACUUAACUUCAGUCUCCUCUUUGAUCGUGUGGCAUCCGGCAAACCCUGCAGAGAAAAUCAUUCGAGUCCUGUUUCCCGGCAAUAGCACCCAAUACAAUAUCCUGGAAGGACUGGAAAAGCUCAAACAUUUAGACUUUCUGAAACAGCCACUGGCCACCCAGAAGGACCUAACUGGCCAGGUGGCCGCCCCAGCUGUGAAACAAGUAAAACUGAAACAGAGAGCCGAUAGCCGAGAAAGUCUGAAGCCAGCUGCAAAACCACUUCCUAGCAAAUCUGUGCGAAAGGAGUCUAAAGAAGAAACCCCUGAUGUCACAAAAGCUAAUCAUGUGGAAAAGCCGCCCAAAGUUGAAAGCAAAGAAAAGGUAACAGUGAAAAAAGACAAGCCAGUAAAAACAGAGACCAAACCUGUAGUGACUGAAAAGGAGGUGCCGAGCAAAGAAGAGCUGCCUCCGGUGAAAGCUGAGGUGGCCGAAAAGCAAGCCACAGAUGUCAAACCCAAAGUCUCUAAGGAGAAGACAGUAAAAAAGGAAACCAAGGCAAAAUCUGAGGAAAAGAAAGAGGAGAAAGAAAAGCCAAAGAAAGAAGUGGCUAAAAAGGAGGACAAAACACCCAUUAAGAAGGAAGAAAAACCAAAAAAGGAAGAGGUGAAAAAGGAAGUGAAAAAAGAAAUCAAGAAAGAAGAGAAGAAAGAACCCAAGAAAGAGGUUAAGAAGGAAACCCCACUGAAGGAAGCCAAGAAGGAGGUGAAGAAGGAAGAAAAGAAGGAAAUUAAAAAGGAAGAAAAGGAACCCAAAAAAGAAAUUAAGAAACUUCCUAAAGAUGCAAAGAAACCAUCUACUCCUCUAUCUGAAGCAAAAAAACCAGCUGCAUUAAAACCAAAAGUGCCCAAGAAGGAAGAGCCUGUCAAAAAAGAUUCUGUUGCUGCUGGGAAGCCAAAGGAGAAGGGGAAGAUUAAAGUCGUUAAGAAGGAAGGCAAGACACCAGAGGCCGCAGCUGCAGCCAUUGGCUCUGUGGCCGCUGUGGCAGCUGUGGCGGCAGCAGCUGGAAUGGCAAGUGCUGGCCCUGCCAAAGAACUCGAGGCCGAGAGGUCCCUUAUGUCAUCCCCUGAGGAUCUGACUAAGGACUUUGAAGAGUUAAAGGCUGAAGAGGUCGAUGUAGCAAAAGACAUCAAGCCUCAGCUGGAGCUGAUCGAAGACGAGGAGAAACUGAAGGAAACUGAACCAGUCGAAGCCUACGUCCUCCAGAAAGAGACGGAAGUCAUCAAAGGCCCUGCCGAAUCUCCCGAUGAGGGGAUCACCACCACUGAAGGGGAGGGUGAAUGUGAACAAACCCCUGAGGAACUGGAGCCGGUGGAGAAACAGGGGGUAGACGACAUUGAAAAAUUUGAAGAUGAAGGAACAGGUUUUGAAGAAUCCUCAGAGACUGGAGACUAUGAAGAGAAGGCAGAAACUGAGGAGGCUGAGGAGCCAGAAGAGGACGUUGAAGAAACCGUGUGCGUGAGCACCUCCAAGCACAGCCUCAUGGAGGAGGAGGAAAGCGCAAAGGCUGAGGCAGAUGUGCACAUCAAGGAGAAGAGGGAGUCUCUGGCCAGUGGAGAUGACCGAGCAGAAGAAGACAUGGAUGAGGUGGUGGAGAAGGGAGAAGCUGAACAAUCUGAGGAGGAGGGUGAUGAGGAGGACAGAGCUGAGGAUGCCAGAGAGGAAGAAUAUGAGCCUGAAAAAGCCGAAGCUGAAGAUUACGUCAUGGCUGUGGUUGACAAGGCUGCAGAGGCUAGCGGUGUCGAGGAUCAGUAUGGAUUCCUCACCACAUCAAUCAAGCAACCAGGAGCCCAGUCUCCUGCCCGAGAACCUGCAUCUUCAAUUCACGAUGAGACUUUACCUGGAGGCUCAGAAAGUGAGGCCACCGCAUCUGAUGAGGAGAAUCGAGAAGACCAGCCUGAAGAAUUCACUGCCACCUCUGGCUACACUCAGUCUACCAUUGAGAUAUCCAGUGAGCCCACCCCAAUGGAUGAGAUGUCUACUCCUCGUGACGUGAUGAGUGAUGAGAUCAACAAUGAAGAGACAGAGUCCCCAUCUCAAGAAUUUGUAAACAUCACCAAAUACGAGUCUUCACUGUAUUCUCAGGAAUACUGCAAACCUGCUGUUACAUCACUCAAUGGAUUAUCUGAAGGAUCAAAAACAGAUGCCACAGAUGGGAAGGACUACAACGCUUCAGCCUCCACCAUCUCACCACCGUCAUCCAUGGAGGAAGACAAAUUUAGCAGAUCUGUUCUACGUGAUGCUUACUACACUGAAGAGAAAGACAUGAAAGCCAGUGCCACGUUGGUGAUCAAAGACACCAUCUCAGCAGUUUCAGAUGAAAAACUUAGCCCACCCAAGAGCCCAUCCCUGAGUCCAUCUCCUCCAUCACCCAUAGAAAAGACCCCCCUGGGUGAACGUAGUGUGAACUUUUCUCUGACGCCCAAUGAGAUUCAAGUCUCAGCGGAGGCAGAAGCAGUCCCAGUGUCUCCUGAGGUGACCCAAGAAGUAGUUGAAGAACAUUGUGCCAGUCCUGAGGAUAAGACCCUGGAAGUGGUGUCUCCAUCUCAGUCUGUAACUGGCAGUGCUGGCCACACACCUUACUACCAGUCGCCCACUGAAGAGAAAUCUAGUCACCUCCCCACAGAAGUAACUGAAAAACCACCAGCAGUUCCAGUGAGUUUUGAAUUCAGUGAUGCCAAAGAUGAGAAUGAAAGGGCUUCCAUAAGCCCCAUGGAUGAACCUGUGCCUGACUCGGAAUCUCCUAUUGAAAAAGUUUUGUCUCCUUUACGGAGCCCUCCCCUAAUUGGAUCCGAAUCUGCAUAUGAAAGUUUUCUAAGUGCUGAUGACAAGACUUCUGGUAGAGGUACUGAAAGCCCCUUUGAAGGAAAGGAUGGAAAACAAGGCUUUCCAGAUGAAAUAAGUCCCAUCUCUGACAUGACUUCUACUGGUCUUUCACAAGACAAACCAGAAGAGAAAAGCACAGACUUUAUACCAAUAAAGGAAGACUUUGGUCAAGAAAAGAAACCUGACGAUGUUGAAGCCAUGAGUUCUCAAUCUGGAUUGGCUUUAGAUGAAAGAAAAUUAGGAGGAGAUGUUUCUCCUACACAAAUAGAUGUCAGUCAGUUUGGGUCUUUUAAAGAAGACACUAAGAUGUCCAUUUCAGAAGGCACUGUCUCAGACAAGUCAGCUACUCCUGUUGAUGAGGGUGUAGCAGAAGACACAUACUCUCACAUGGAGGGCGUGGCCUCAGUAUCCACAGCUUCUGUGGCUACGAGCUCAUUUCCAGAGCCAACAACAGAUGACGUGUCUCCUUCUCUGCAUGCUGAGGUUGGCUCUCCACAUUCUACAGAAGUCGAUGACUCCCUUUCUGUGUCUGUUGUGCAAACGCCUACCACUUUCCAGGAAACAGAAAUGUCUCCAUCUAAAGAAGAAUGUCCAAGACCAAUGUCAAUUUCUCCACCAGAUUUCUCCCCUAAAACAGCCAAAUCCAGGACACCAGUCCAAGACCACAGAUCUGAACAGUCCUCAAUGUCUAUUGAAUUUGGCCAAGAAUCCCCUGAGCACUCGCUCGCUAUGGACUUUAGUCGACAGUCUCCAGAUCACCCUACAGUGGGUGCAAGUAUGCUUCACAUCACUGAAAAUGGGCCAACUGAAGUGGAUUACAGUCCUGACAUGCAGGACUCUAGUUUAUCACAUAAGAUACCACCAAUGGAGGAGCCGUCCUACACCCAAGACAAUGAUCUUUCUGAGCUCAUCUCAGUGUCUCAGGUUGAGGCCUCCCCAUCCACCUCUUCAGCACAUACCCCCUCUCAGAUAGCUUCUCCUCUCCAAGAAGACACUCUAUCUGACGUCGUUCCUCCCAGAGAUAUAUCCUUAUAUGCCUCUCUCACCUCAGAAAAAGCGCAAAGUCUAGAAGGAGAGAAGCUGUCACCAAAAUCUGAUAUCUCUCCACUCACCCCAAGAGAGUCCUCUCCUUUAUAUUCACCUAGCUUUUCAGAUUCUACCUCUGCUGUCAAAGAGACCAUAGCAGCUUGCCCCACUUCCUCUCCUCCACCGACGGAUGCAGCAUCCGCAGAGCCCUAUGGCUUCCGUGCCUCGAUGUUAUUUGAUACGGUGCAACACCAGCUGGCCUUGAACAGAGAUUUGACCACAUCUGGCAUGGAGAAGGACAUUGGAGGGAAGACACCUGGUGACUUCAGCUAUGCCUAUCAAAAGCCUGAGAAAACAACCAGGUCCCCAGAUGAAGAGGGUUAUGAGUAUGAGUCUUAUGAGAAAACCACCCGGACCCCAGAUGUGAGUGGCUAUUACUAUGAGAAGACAGACAGUACCACAAAAUCCCCAUGUGACAGCAGCUACUCAUAUGAGACCAUUGAGAAAACCGCCAAGACCCCGGAAGAUGGUGGUUAUGCCUAUGAAGUCACUGAGGAGACCACACGGACCCCUGAAGAGGGUGAAUACAGCUACGAGGCAAGUGAGAAGACCAUGAGGACCCCUGAAGUGAGUGGUUACAGCUAUGAAAAGACCGAGAGGUCUUCUAGAAGGCUCCUGGAUGAUAUCAGCAAUGGCUAUGAUGACUCCGAAGAUGGCAGCCACACGCUUGGGGAUUCCAGCUACUCUUACGAGACCACUGAGAAAAUCGCCAGUUUCCCUGAGUCUGAAAGUUAUUCCUACGAGGCAUCGACGGCAACUACACGAGCCCCUGCUACUUCCACCUAUGAUUAUGAAGCCGUAGAGAAAAUCACUAGAACCCCACAAGCAUCUACGUAUUCCUACGAGACUUCAGAGCAGUGCUACACCGUAGAAAAGAAGUCUCCCUCAGAGGCACGCCAGGAUGUUGAUUUAUGCCUUGUGUCCUCCUGUGAAUACAAGCAUCCCAAGACAGAACUCUCACCCUCCUUCAUUAAUCCCAAUCCUCUCGAGUGGUUUGCUAGUGAAGAGCCAACUGAAGAGGCUGAGAAGCCUCUCACCCAAUCAGGGGGAGCCCCACCACCUCCAGGAGGAAAGCCACAGGGGCGACAGUGUGAUGAAACCCCUCCCACCUCAGUCAGCGAGUCAGCUCCAUCCCAGACCGAUUCUGAUGUCCCCCCGGAGACUGAAGAGUGCCCUUCCAUCACAGCUGAUGCAAAUAUCGACUCUGAAGAUGAAUCAGAAACUAUCCCCACAGACAAAACUGUCACAUACAAACACAUGGACCCACCUCCGGCUCCCAUGCAGGACCGCAGCCCUUCUCCACGCCACCCUGACGUGUCCAUGAUGGACCCGGAGGCCUUGGCCAUUGAGCAGAACCUGGGCAAAGCUCUGAAGAAAGACCUGAAAGAGAAGACCAAAACCAAAAAACCAGGCACAAAGACCAAGUCAUCUUCACCUGUCAAAAAGGGUGAUGGGAAGUCUAAGCCUUCUGCAGCUUCACCAAAACCAGGGGGCUUGAAAGAAUCCUCAGAUAAAGUGUCCAGAGUGGCUUCUCCUAAGAAGAAGGAAUCUGUGGAAAAAGCAACAAAAACCACUACCACUCCGGAGGUCAAAGCUGCACGCGGGGAAGAGAAAGACAAGGACACCAAGAAUGCCGCCAACGCCUCCACAUCCAAAUCGGUAAAGACUGCAACUGCAGGACCAGGAAACACCAAGCCCUCCAAGCCCUCAGCUGUGCCUCCAGGCCCCCCUGUGUAUUUGGACCUGUGCUAUAUUCCCAAUCACAGCAAUAGUAAGAAUGUUGAUGUCGAAUUUUUCAAGAGAGUGAGGUCAUCCUACUACGUGGUGAGUGGGAAUGACCCUGCUGCUGAGGAGCCCAGCCGGGCUGUCCUGGAUGCCUUGUUGGAAGGGAAAGCCCAGUGGGGCAGCAACAUGCAGGUAACCCUGAUCCCUACCCAUGACUCAGAAGUGAUGAGGGAAUGGUACCAAGAGACCCAUGAGAAACAACAAGACCUCAACAUCAUGGUUUUAGCCAGCAGCAGCACAGUGGUUAUGCAAGAUGAAUCCUUCCCUGCAUGCAAGAUUGAACUGUAAAAGCCAAGGCCAGCCACACCACAGGAUUUGAACUUUGUUUCCAGAAAUUCUUCAAUUUGAAACCACCUUUUCUAAAAUGUCAAUUCAUCUAAAUAAGUCACCGAACUAUUACCUGCCAAACGCUAUACUGUGUCACGGUGAUGCAAGUCACUAAUAUUUCUUAGUUUUUGCUGAUUGCUAAGGGAAGUAACAGUAUUCCCACAGUAGGGUUCAAGUUACUGCAAAAUUACCUACCCCAGUUCAUCUCUGCUAAACAUUUGGAAACCAUGCACUAGCAAACCCAACUGACUUCUGCUAGGUAGAGGCAUUUGUCUUAGAGAGAGCGAGAGCGAGAGAGAGAGCGAGAGAAAGAAAGAGCGCGCGCGCACAAUGAGAGAGAACACAGGAGAGAGAGAGGAUGAGAAAGAAAAAGAAUGCAGGAGAAGGAGACGGAAUGGUAGAGUGCGGGUGAGAUACCCAGAGAGAAAGAGAGAGAGCAAGGUGGGGUAAGGAGGAGAAAAUAACCAACGCUUAGGUCUGCAUUUUCUCAGGCAGUCUGUAUUCUGUAGUCUACAUACUAAACAUUCUCAACUUGUGUCAGUCUGAGUCAUCAAAAAGGUCUUAAUUUUCUAAAACAGGUUAGCUGGAAGGAAACAAAAAGAACAAAAUUCGUUAUGAGGGCAUGUGAGAUUUUCACGCCUUAAUUAAUAAGCUCCUUCAGUUUGAAGGCUGCACACUGACAUAAUGUAGUGCAUGUAGACUGGAUAUGCGAGUGAUUUGAACCCCAUUCAGAACUCUCAGACUCUUCAGACACACGAGUAGAUUGAUCUAAGGCAUGCUCCCAGCAUUUGUCCACCCGGUUAGUCCACUCUGAGUCGAUGAACCUGCAUGCAGAAACACCCAAGUCCACCCCAAUUAAUAAGCAAAUACCAAAGCGGUUGGGAGUACAUACGGUAGACAAUUUGCCUUAGAAAGUGACUUGAAUGUACAAAGAUACUUGAUGCACUUAAUUUUUUAACGUGAGACCGCAAGUUUAUAAAACAUCCGUGUAGGAUUAUAGAUACUCCAGUUAAAGGAGCAAGCGUGUGCGCGUGUGGGGGCCCUAGAAGCUGAUCUGAUUGGUGCAGUGGUUUGAUGCUGAGUCACAUGUGUUGACCUCCACCUCAGUGUACCUGUGGCCCUCAGCCAAACAAGUUGAGCCUUUCAUAGCUUCUUUACUACUGCAAGUUCCAAGACUGAAAUGGCUUCUAUGAUCAGAACUGGGAAAACAGCGAGUCUUAUGGUGGAAGAGGUUCUCGGCAAGUGUACAGUAUUUACCUUCCUUUGUCUUACGUUGGCUUUUUGUUUUUGUUUAGUUUUCCAUUAAUUUCAGCAUAAUUAUGGGAACAAGUGUACAGAAUUUUUUUUUUAGAUAUGUGAGAACUUUUCAUAGAUGAACUUUUUAACAGGUGUUUUCAUUUACAGGAAAAUGCAAAGAAAAUUUCAAGUGACAGUCUUUUUUUUUUUUUAAGUCUUUCAUAAGACAA